AUGGGCAAAGGAGACCCCAACAAGCCACAGAGCAAGAUGUCCUCGUAUGCCUUCUUCAUGCAGACCUGCCGGGAGGAGCACAAGAAAAAACACCCCGACUCUUCCGUCAAUUUUUCCGAAUUCUCCAAGAAAUAUUUGGAGAGAUUGAAGACCAUGUCUGCAAAAGAAAAGUCAAAGUUCGAAGAUAUGGCAAAGAGUGACAAAGCUCGCUAUGACUGGGAGAUGAAAAAUUAUGUUCCCCCCAAAGGUGACAAGGAAGGGAAGAAAAAAGAUCCCAAUACUCCUAAAAAGCUUCCAUUUGCCUUCUUCCUGUUUUGCUCUGAACAUCACCCAAAGAUCAAAAGUGAACACCCUGUUCUAUCCAUUGGGGAUACUGCAAAAAAAUUGGGUGAAAUGUGGUCUGAACAAUCAGCCAAAGAUAAGCAACCAUAUGAACAAAAAGCAGCUAAGCUAAAGGAGAAAUAUGAAAAGGAUAUUGCUGCAUACCGUGCCAAGGGCAAAAGUUAAGUGGGAAAGAAGGGCCCUGGCAGGCCAACUGGCUCAAAGAAGAAAAAUGAACCAGAAGAUGAGGAGGAGGAGGAAGAGGAAGAUGAUUAUGAC
This is a messenger RNA of Myotis myotis, 600 nucleotides long. RefSeq names its product high mobility group protein B2-like. Bases 1 to 507 code for a protein of 168 amino acids. The transcript has a single exon. The record is from RefSeq and is a predicted model, not a curated record. Lineage: Eukaryota; Metazoa; Chordata; Mammalia; Chiroptera; Vespertilionidae. Gene Ontology annotation, biological process: regulation of transcription by RNA polymerase II. Gene Ontology annotation, molecular function: DNA binding, bending.